UCCCUGCUUUCCCAGGCAUUCCAUUGAGCUGUGAGAGCAGAAUGCGUUCAAACCCCGGAGAGGGAAGGGAGCGGGUCUGUGCUUUCCACCGGCAGCAGGAACACAAGGAGAGGGCACACCGCGAAUUCUAAAUAUGACUCGCCAAGGCACCUGUUAAUUCUUCAUGGCAGCUGCACAGGCAGUCAGUCUCACCUGUAACACUGGGAACCACCCCAGCUUCCAGUCUUUCACCCCUGACGCUGUCUCCUACAAGCGCGACAUGGGUAGCGUGGGUAGUUUGAUUGAGAAGCACGACCUCUCACCUGAAGAUUUUAAAUUGGAUUUCCGGCCCCUUCAAGAUUCCCACAGUCCAGGAAACUUCUUGAAGAGGGGGCUGCAACAGAGAGAGCUACUGAGUUAUCUGAACAUGGCAAAGAAAGACAGCAGAAACGCAAAGAAAUUCCCAUCGGGGGUGGGAUUCAGGAGGGAGCACAGUGUGGAUGGCGGGGAGAAUGAGUACCCUGUCUCAUACCAUAAAGAUCGACGGGGCACGGAUUUUAGCAAGACAUCCCUCCCUGAGAGAGGACGCUAUGAAAAGUCUCGCUUUGGACCUUCUGCUUUGAAGCCAUCAAAUGUGAAGAACUUCAUGUCCAUGCAGAGUUUGUGCUCAUCUGGUGGCCAUAAACUGUCUAAAAGUAACGGCAGCCUGAACACUCUGGGCAGUAUGAGUACCCAACCCCAUCAUGGACCACUCAAGUCAAAUAACCACUAUAUUAAUCACCAGGAAAAAGAACGUGAUGACGAAGAGGUGGAGAGCCUUUCUGACUCCAGGCAAAACUCAAUAAACAGUUAUAACACUUACAGUCCAGGAUUUAGCGUAGCAAGGGGUCAGAUAAGUGCUUCUAUGGGACACAUCAACCAUAUAGGAGGAUCUUUGGAUCGAGCUUCCCGGGUAAUGCGAGACAUGACAUCCGGUGACAAAGCCUCACUCUCCUGCAAAAGCAUGGCCACAUUGAGCCGUCUACAGUGCUCAGGGGAGCCUCCACCGCCAUAUGAGUACUCUCAGUCCGUUGAGGAUGUGGCUCGGCAACUGGAGGAGAAACUCAAUGAGAAAGGAGGGGAAUUGAGGCAAAUGAGAAGGAACCCAAAUGACAACGAGGAUCCUUUUACUCAGGUGUUUGAGGACAAGCGUCGGCUGUGGAUGGAAGAACUAGAUGAACUAAAGCAGAUGUACAUGUCAAAGCUCCAGCAGAUCUCCCAGCAGGCCCUGCGCAGCCAACGAGCACUGCAGUUGCAGCUGUAUAAGGUGCAGCAGGAGAAGAAGCGUCUGCAGGAGGAGCUCAGCUCCUUGAGAGGGGAAUAUGAGGGACUGAGACAAAAACAGUCCCAGACCGAUAAUUUGAACCCCAAACUAGAAGAGUCCAAGUGGGAGAUCUCUCAGAAGGCGGGUGAGAUUUCACUUCUCAAGCAACAGCUACGGGACUCUCAAGCAGAGAUUUCACAGAAAUUAGGGGAAGUCCUCACCCUGAAGACCCAACUACGAGAGUCAAAGGCUGUGGCGAAGGAGAAAGAAAAAGAGAAUGCAGAGCUCACUAUGCGGCUCAGGGCUUUGGAGACACAAGAAGAGUCGUCAAAGGUGACGGGUAGCAGUCUGUGCUCUGAAAAUGAGGACUCAAAGUCUCGGAAUCCAAAGGAAACCUCGGAGGCCAUAGAUAUAGAGAGGCUGAGGGCUGAAUUGAUGUUGGAGAGGCGCCAGAAUGAGGCACAGAUCCUGGAUUUUGAGACUGAGAGGCAAGUUUGGAAGGAGGAAAAGAACAAAGUACUGAGGUACCAAAAGGAGAUACAGGCUAGUUAUCUGGAAAUGUAUCACCGCAACCAGACUCUAGAAAGAGAGAUUCAAGAGCUGAAGCACGCUUCUGGAUAUUCACCAAGCACACAGCCAGUCUGGGUGGAUGCUGUCGAAUCUUGUGAGACUUGAAGCCGAUUGUUCAUGGUUUUCACAUGCUGCUUUGAGAACUGAGCAAAGAUCCCGUUGGUUUGGGCUUUUAUUUAUGUGAUGAGACAAAGUGAGGAGUUUUUAUUCUCAUCUUAAAAGAAACCACUGGGUUCAAGUGACAAGGUCUUUAGUGAUGAAGAAUGGGGACUCAUGCCAACCUAGAUCACUUUGACCAUUUGAGUUAUUUGAAAAAAGUCUUUAUUAUUAUAUUUGUCGUUUGUAAUGAAGUAGAAAGUCAUGGGUGAUAGUACUCAGCAAAUAUAAGAGAUGAAUCUGCUCUUUAUUCAGUUCACUUGCUAUGAAGUGGAGUUUUCUCCAUCAUUAAAAUAUAUGCACAAAAAUGAACUCAUGAUUUAAUGUAUAGAAACUUACAGACUACACCCCAGCAUUUACCAAUUUGAUUGAAAAGAGGGUUUUUUAAACUGCUGCAGCCCAAUGGUGUUUGGAUUUUAUUUUAGUGACAAAGGGAUGAAACACAAAAAUGUAUUGCUUUUUGCAUCACUUUAUCUUUGGUUGCUAAUUUGCUGUUUUCUACCUGGCUGUAAAUAUAAUUAUUUGAUUUUGCACCAAAGCUGUUAGUGAGCUGUAAACAAGCAUAUUCUUAUAGGGGCUUUUAGAUAUCAUCAUACAUGUGUUUCAUCCUGUACAUGUUAGGUAAUCAAUACAUUACGACCAAAGAAAGCCGGUGCGCAGUGUGCUCAAAGUUGCAUAUCAUGUGAUUUGGCCGGUCGGGUGACAAAUUACCGGUACAUUAAGAUGAGCGCACUGCAUUAUUGUAUCCAUGAAUCCUGGUUGUGGUUUAUAGGAUUUAAUCUCAGGGGUGACCGGGUUAAGCCCAUAUAUGUGACAAUGUUGGUUCCACCAGCCAUGCCAAAUGCUUAUAGUAUUUAUUGUCUCACCUAUAAAGGUGGCUGGACUAGC
Molecule: messenger RNA, 2896 nt
Organism: Spea bombifrons (plains spadefoot toad)
Lineage: Eukaryota; Metazoa; Chordata; Amphibia; Anura; Pelobatidae
Gene: N4BP3
Product: NEDD4 binding protein 3
Exons: 5
Coding region: 164-1957 (597 amino acids)
Cellular component (GO): cytoplasmic vesicle
Source: RefSeq, a predicted model, not a curated record